CGAGCUGAAGAUGCGGCGGGGCUGGAAGAUGGCUCUGUCCGAGGGGCUGCGGUGCUGCCGCCGGGUACUUUCCUGGGUGCCAGUGCUCGUUAUCGUCCUCGUCGUGCUUUGGUCUUACUAUGCCUACGUCUUUGAGCUCUGCCUGGUCACUGUUUUGAGCCCAGCAGAAAAAGUUAUCUACCUCAUAUUCUACCAUGCCAUCUUUGUGUUCUUCACGUGGACCUACUGGAAGUCUAUUUUUACACUCCCACAACAGCCAAACCAGAAGUUUCACUUAUCCUAUACAGACAAGGAGCGUUAUGAAAAUGAAGAGAGACCUGAGGUCCAAAAGCAGAUGCUCGUUGAUAUUGCCAAGAAGCUACCUGUUUACACAAGAACCGGGAGUGGAGCUGUAAGAUUCUGUGACCGGUGCCAUUUGAUCAAGCCAGAUCGCUGCCAUCACUGCUCUGUCUGUGCUAUGUGUGUUUUAAAAAUGGACCAUCACUGCCCUUGGGUUAAUAAUUGCAUUGGAUUUUCCAACUAUAAAUUCUUCCUUCAGUUCUUAGGUUAUUCUGUUCUAUACUGCCUGUACAUUGCUACAACGGUCUUCAGCUAUUUCAUCAAAUAUUGGAGAGGGGAAUUGCCCAGUGUUCGCUCUAAGUUCCAUGUCCUUUUUCUCCUCUUUGUGGCCUGCAUGUUUUUUGUCAGCCUUGUGAUUCUCUUUGGUUACCAUUGUUGGCUUGUCAGCAGAAACAAAACCACCUUAGAGGCCUUCUGUACUCCAGUGUUUACAAGUGGUCCAAAGAAAAAUGGAUUCAACCUUGGCUUCAUCAAAAAUAUCCAGCAGGUGUUUGGAGACAACAAGAAGUUCUGGUUAAUACCUAUCGGGUCCAGCCCUGGUGAUGGACACUCGUUCCCUAUGAGGUCUAUGAAUGAAUCACAGAAUCCACUGCUAGCAAAUGAAGAUCCCUGGGAAGACAAUGAUGAUGACAGCCGAGAUUAUCCAGAAGGCUCAUCAUCUCUUGCAGUGGAAACAGAAACGUAGCAGUUUUCACAUUUCCUGCACCUCUGACAGGACCCUCUAUCUCCCAUGAAGCUUACAGAGUUCAGUGUUGGGAACUAUUCUAAUCUUCAAAAUAAGUCACCAUGGUGGAUUGAAAGCUUCAGGAUAUAAAAGCGUUUUAUCAAACACUUGCUGUGCAGAUAGAUGUUUCAGGAGUUUACAAGUCAUUUAAUUUACUGACUGACUUCAUCAAUCUGGUAGCAGUUAAUUCAAUCCAGUCUUCCUCUCUUUCUUUCUUCCUGUUCCCUCCCCCAAUCUGUGAAAGCGUAAAUGCA
Molecule: messenger RNA, 1317 nt
Organism: Molossus molossus (Pallas's mastiff bat)
Lineage: Eukaryota; Metazoa; Chordata; Mammalia; Chiroptera; Molossidae
Gene: ZDHHC15
Product: zinc finger DHHC-type palmitoyltransferase 15
Exons: 12
Coding region: 11-1024 (337 amino acids)
Biological process (GO): synaptic vesicle maturation; protein targeting to membrane; peptidyl-L-cysteine S-palmitoylation
Cellular component (GO): Golgi apparatus; endoplasmic reticulum
Molecular function (GO): protein-cysteine S-palmitoyltransferase activity
Source: RefSeq, a predicted model, not a curated record